Sorex araneus (European shrew) is the source of this 3553-nucleotide messenger RNA. It is a transcript of the gene SAV1, whose product is annotated as salvador family WW domain containing protein 1. The record is from RefSeq and is a predicted model, not a curated record. Gene Ontology annotation, molecular function: protein binding; molecular adaptor activity. Lineage: Eukaryota; Metazoa; Chordata; Mammalia; Eulipotyphla; Soricidae. Bases 361 to 1515 code for a protein of 384 amino acids. Gene Ontology annotation, biological process: hippo signaling; apoptotic process; regulation of cell population proliferation. The transcript is spliced from 5 exons.
AGUUUCCCAGAAUUCCCAGCGGCCGCGGGGAAAGUUUACGGGACGUCGGCGGCGGCGGCGGCGGCGGCGGCGGUAGCGGUUACCAGGCGGCCGCCGCGGACCAUGGCCCGGGCUCGACGUCCCUGGCCUCGCCUCACGGACUCCACGGGCCAGCCGACGGAGCGCGCGGACUUCCGGUCAGGCCGUGACAUCCGAGUGAGCGGCGGCCGGCGCGCUUAGCGCCCCGAACAUGCGGCAGUCCCUGCGGGCGACCCCGGGCUGCGGAGAGGCGGCGGCGGGGACGGCGGGCGCGGGGCGCGGAGCCCGAGGGAGGCUGCUGCGGCACGGCCAGGGCGGGCACGGCGGACCGGGCGCCCCAGGAUGCUGUCCCGAAAGAAAACCAAAAACGAGGUGUCCAAGCCGGCCGAGGUGCAGGGCAAGUACGUGAAGAAGGAGACGUCGCCCCUGCUGCGGAAUCUCAUGCCUUCAUUUAUCCGGCAUGGUCCAACAAUUCCAAGACGGACUGAUAUCUGUCUUCUGGAUUCAAGCCCUAAUGCCUUUUCAACUUCUGGAGAUGGAAUAGUUUCAAGAAACCAGAGUUUCCUAAGAACUCCAGUUCAGAGGACACCUCAUGAAAUAAUGAGAAGAGAAAGCAACAGAUUGUCUGCACCUUCCUAUCUUGCCCGGAGUCUGACAGAUGUCCCGAGGGAAUAUGGCUCUUCUCAGUCAUUUUUAACAGACGUUAAUUUUGCAGUUGAAAAUGGAGAUUCUGGUUCCCGCUAUUACUAUUCAGAUAGUUAUUUUGAUGGUCAGAGAAGACGCCCACUUGGAGAUCAUACACAUGAAGACUAUAGAUAUUAUGAAUACAGCCAUGAUCUCUUCCAAAGAAUGCCACAGAAUCAGGGGAGGCAUGCCUCAGGUAUUGGGAGAAUUGCUGCUACAUCUUUAGGAAAUUUAACUAACCAUGGUUCUGAAGAUUUACCCCUGCCUCCUGGUUGGUCUGUGGACUGGACAAUGAGAGGGAGAAAAUACUAUAUAGAUCAUAAUACAAAUACAACUCAUUGGAGUCAUCCUCUUGAACGAGAAGGACUUCCUCCAGGAUGGGAACGAGUUGAAUCAUCAGAAUUUGGAACCUAUUAUGUAGAUCACACAAAUAAAAAGGCUCAGUAUAGGCAUCCCUGUGCUCCCAGUGUUCCUCGAUAUGAUCAACCUCCUCCUGUCACAUACCAACCACAGCAAACUGAAAGAAAUCAGUCUCUUCUGGUACCUGCAAAUCCAUAUCAUACUGCAGAAAUACCUGACUGGCUUCAGGUUUACGCUCGGGCCCCAGUAAAAUACGACCAUAUUCUGAAAUGGGAACUCUUCCAACUGGCUGACCUGGAUACGUACCAGGGAAUGCUCAAGUUGCUUUUCAUGAAAGAACUGGAACAGAUUGUUAAAAUGUAUGAAGCCUACAGACAGGCUCUCCUCACAGAAUUGGAAAAUCGAAAGCAGAGACAGCAGUGGUAUGCCCAGCAACAUGGCAAGAAUUUUUAAGAUACUGUUUUAAAAUUCAAGUUUUAUAAGGGCUUUACUGUUUUUAGAUAAAAUACUGCAAACAAAUACAUUGGUUAAUAAAGGCAGCUUACUUUUUUGGAAUUGUAAAAUUCUCCUUAUAUUUUAUUGUUAAAAAUAUUUUUAACUGAGCAAAUAUGAGUUUAUCAUUCUACGAGCCAACAUGACAAACACUUCCAGAUACUGUAAAUGGUUUUGACUAAUCUGGAUGGGGUAAAAUGGAGAAAGAAAUGACAUUUUAACAAGAUUGUAAGUAGGAAGUGAUCAUUAUAAACUCUCAAAAUAGUCCUUCCUUUCUUUAUCAAUCAUAGAGGGCGGGGGAUGUGGCUUAGUGGUGGACUAUAUACAUCAAAUGUAUGCGACCCUGGAUUUGACUCCAGCACUAUUCCCCCUCAAAAAAGGAUAGUUAAAAAAGUUGCUGGGUUGGACUGAUAGUACAAUAAUAGAUAGGGUGCUUGCCUUGCAUGCAGCCGACCCAGGUCCAAUCUCCAUCAUCCCAUAUGGUCCCCCAAGAACCCCCAGGAGUGAUUCCUGAGUGCAGAGCUAGGAAUAACCACUGAGGAUCGAUGGGUGUGGCCCCAGUCACACACACACACACACACACACACACACACACACACACACACACACACACACACACACACACAAAAUAGUUGCUGCUUUAGUGUGAAAUAUUGUUUGGAAUCAGAAGGUUUAAGUAUUGUCAUUGUGUAGUUUAAAACAAAAUGUCAAAGUAUUUUUUGUAUGAAAAAGGGGACAGCCCUGUGAUCCUUUUUUAGUAUUUAGUUUAGGUUUAGGCCUAAAUUUAGUUCAGCACUCAAAAUUGCUAAAAUCACUUCCUCACUUUUAUCCAGGGUUCUUGCAGCAUUUCAGUGGUAUUGCCUUGAUGAGACAGUAGACGGUUUCCAAAAGCUUCACAUGCUGCCAGUCAGAGACUUUUGAAUUGCCAAAAUUGACAAUCAGGGAUUCAUUAUGAAACUUAAUUAUUAAGUGAUUUUACAUAUUAUCUUUUCUCUUCAAAGUUUGUCACAGAACUUUAAAACCCAGCAUUUUCCAUCCAGAAUUUUUCCUUUUGGUUUAAUAGUUAAUGUAUUGUUCAUAAUUAGUGCAGCAUUUUUGAUAGACAACUUUAUGGUAUUUUUAGCUUACAAAUCCUUAUAAUUCUGUGAAUUUAAAUAUUUGUUGAAGUAGCUCUAUAGUUAAUUGUAAUUGGUUAGUUGUGUUGUAAAUAUGUAAGUAUAUUUAGCUGAGGUAAUCUUUCAAAAUACAAGCACUCCCAGAUAGGUAUCAGUGAAUUUUGAAUUAUUGAUAAAAUGUUGAAAAUGUUGAAUGUUUGAUUUUAUAUAACAAGCUUAUUAAAAUAUAUUUUUGUGGAAACCGUGUUUGUUUGAUCAGUGUUUAUAGAUAGUGCUAUUAAUAUAUAUUUUUUCCAUUCAGAGGAAGUCCCUAGGCAAAGGACUAAAUAUAGUGAAAGGGAAAUAAAUGCAAUUUUAUCAGUGAGAAACAUGUUUUGCAAUACAUAAGAAAAAGUUUUCUAAGAUGUAGGGUUUUAUAUCUUAUGAACUCUGACACAUUCUUCUAUCUUCUUAUUUCUUGUUAUUCCUUUGUUACCACUUAGGAAAGUUAGAAGUUAGACCUCCCAAAUAGGAAGUGUUAACUUUUUAAAUACCAUGCUUUUUUUCCCCUCUUAAAAGAUCUGCCCAGUGAAACUCCAUUAGUGAUUUUAGUGUACAAAUAAGUAGGAUUGGCGUGUUUUAGAGAACUAGAGGGGCCAGAGGUAGUAUAGGAGUUACGGUACUUGCCUUGCAUGCAGGAGACCAGGGCUCAGUUCCUCUCACCACAUAUAAUUCCCUAAGCACCACCUGGAAUGCUCCCUGAGCACUGCCAGUGGGUGUGACCCAACCUAACUCCAAACCCCUUUUUCCCCAGAAAAAAAGAACUAGAAAAUACCUAAGGGUAUUAGGGUUUUUCUUUAAGUAGGAAUCUAAGUUUGUAAUAGUGUCAACAUUAAAGAAAAUGU